Messenger RNA from Topomyia yanbarensis, 558 nucleotides. Its product is annotated as ejaculatory bulb-specific protein 3-like. The record is from RefSeq and is a predicted model, not a curated record. The coding region runs from base 80 to 418 and encodes 112 amino acids. Lineage: Eukaryota; Metazoa; Arthropoda; Insecta; Diptera; Culicidae. The transcript has 2 exons.
GCAGUGGAAUAGCCGACAGGAGUAUAGUUUGAUUUUUGACAUCAAUCCGAGCAAGUUCAAACCCUAAACGAUCAUCAACAUGAAAUUCGUUAUCGUUGCUUUGGCCCUGGUAGUCCUAGUCGCUGCCCAGGAUGAUAAAUACACCACCAAGUACGACAACAUCGAUGUGGAUGAGAUUUUGAACUCUGACCGUCUCUUCAACAACUACUUCAAGUGCCUGAUGGACGAGGGCAGUUGCACACCGGAAGGCAAUGAACUGAAACGUGUCCUCCCGGAAGCUCUGGAGAACAAAUGUGCAAAGUGUAGCGACAAGCAGAAGGAAAUGAGCUCCAAAGUGUUCAAAAACUUGCAAGCGAACCGCCCCGAACAGUGGGCGUUGUUGAAGGGCAAGUACGAUCCCGAGGGCAAGUACUCGUAAGAUGGAUAGAUGCUGUGACAAUUUCAAUCAGUACGGUUGACCUUUUCUGGAUAUACCUAUGUCGAGCUUUUUUUCUUAAGAACCUACCACAUUAGGCCGCUUCACACAAGAGUGCAAUAAAAGAUUACUGUUAUCGCAAA